Molecule: messenger RNA, 1956 nt
Organism: Arabidopsis thaliana (thale cress)
Lineage: Eukaryota; Viridiplantae; Streptophyta; Magnoliopsida; Brassicales; Brassicaceae
Gene: CER4
Product: Jojoba acyl CoA reductase-related male sterility protein
Exons: 10
Coding region: 585-1727 (380 amino acids)
Cellular component (GO): endoplasmic reticulum
Molecular function (GO): alcohol-forming very long-chain fatty acyl-CoA reductase (NADP+) activity; alcohol-forming long-chain fatty acyl-CoA reductase (NADP+) activity
Source: RefSeq, marked reviewed
GUGAUAUGUCAGUUGUACUCUGUUGCAUUAUUUCUCUCACUCAAACGUAUAUACAAACAUAAAUUAUGUCGACAGAAAUGGAGGUCGUUAGUGUUCUUAAGUACCUUGACAACAAAUCCAUAUUGGUCGUUGGAGCUGCUGGGUUCUUAGCAAAUAGUAAAUCUCUCUAUCUCUCUACUCAUAUAUAUAUGAAUCAUUACUACUUACAAGUUAUGAAGUUAUAGACAAUAUUCAAGAUUUAAGUAUGUGUUAUAUGAAACACUAGUAGAGCUACACUUAAACAAUUACGUUAUUAUAUACUUUGAAAGUAUAUGUGACUACAACAAUAUUCUAGUGUCUUUGUGGAGAAGAUAUUAAGGGUGGCACCAAACGUGAAGAAACUCUAUCUCCUUCUAAGAGCAUCAAAAGGAAAAUCUGCUACCCAGAGGUUUAACGACGAGAUUUUGAAGAAAGAUUUGUUCAAGGUGCUGAAGGAGAAGUAUGGUCCCAAUCUAAAUCAACUUACAUCAGAGAAAAUCACUAUUGUCGACGGAGACAUUUGCCUUGAGGAUUUAGGUCUUCAAGACUUCGACUUGGCUCAUGAGAUGAUCCACCAAGUUGAUGCCAUUGUUAAUUUAGCUGCAACUACUAAGUUUGAUGAAAGAUACGAUGUAGCUCUUGGGAUCAACACAUUGGGUGCUCUCAAUGUCUUGAACUUUGCCAAGAGAUGUGCAAAGGUUAAGAUCCUUGUUCAUGUAUCAACAGCUUACGUGUGCGGAGAAAAAUCUGGCUUGAUAAUGGAAACACCGUACCGUAUGGGUGAGACGUUGAAUGGAACCACCGGUUUAGACAUCAACUACGAGAAAAAAUUGGUUCAGGAGAAACUUGACCAGCUCCGAGUAAUCGGAGCCGCUCCUGAAACCAUCACGGAAACCAUGAAGGAUCUCGGACUCAGACGGGCAAAGAUGUACGGAUGGCCAAACACAUAUGUGUUCACCAAAGCAAUGGGGGAGAUGAUGGUAGGGACAAAAAGAGAAAAUCUGUCACUUGUGUUGCUUCGUCCUUCAAUUAUUACCAGCACAUUCAAAGAACCAUUUCCUGGUUGGACUGAGGGCAUCAGGACUAUUGAUAGUUUAGCUGUUGGAUAUGGCAAAGGCAAACUCACGUGCUUCCUCUGUGAUCUUGAUGCUGUUUCUGAUGUGAUGCCGGCAGAUAUGGUAGUAAAUUCGAUUCUUGUAUCAAUGGCCGCUCAAGCCGGUAAACAAGAAGAGAUUAUUUACCAUGUGGGUUCUUCACUUAGAAAUCCGAUGAAAAAUUCAAAGUUUCCUGAAUUAGCGUAUCGGUAUUUCUCAAUCAAACCGUGGACCAACAAAGAAGGGAAGGUCGUUAAGGUCGGGGCCAUUGAGAUCCUGAGUUCUAUGCGUAGUUUCCAUAGAUACAUGACCAUACGCUACUUGAUUGCAUUGAAGGGACUUGAAUUGGUAAACAUAAUACUUUGCAAGUUGUUUGAGAAGGAAUUUCAGUAUUUCAAUAAGAAAAUAAAUUUUAUAUUCCGGCUUGUUGAUCUCUAUCAGCCUUACCUCUUUUUCUAUGGAAUAUUUGAUGAUUCAAACACAGAAAAAUUGCGAAAAAUGGUAUCGAAGACGGGAGUCGAAAACGAGAUGUUUUAUUUCGAUCCAAAGGUUCUCGAUUGGGACGACUAUUUUUUGAACACACAUGUUAUUGGGCUGCUUAAGUAUGUCUUCUAAUAAUUUUAGUUGUAUAAUCUUUAUCUUAUUUUACUACAACGAGUAUAAAUUAUGUGGACACUAUCGUUCUCCUUAAUCCGUUUUCAUACGGCUAUGUUUCGAAAUUUGGUUAUAGACUUGGGCUGUUUAUCUCUAUAAUGAAACUAUAUAUUGGAUGUAAUUUUCUUCAACGCCUUGUGUUUUUUUAUAUCACUUAAUAUAUAGUAUAUCAAAUCGGAAACACUUAUUC